GGAAGGGGCUGUUUCCAGUUGCCAUGGAGACAAGGUAAGAGCGUUCCCUCGAUACCGCCGUAAAUUUAUGAGGCGGUGUCCUCUCCCUGUUGCUAUGGCGACUUAGAGGGACUGUUCUCGUCGUCCCCACCUCCCAUCGCAGUUGCUAACACAAGGUGGAAGUAGGGGCUGUCCUUCCCUCUCCAACCAGUUGCCUUGGAGACGGCUGGUGCCCUGGCCCCGCCCCGCUCGGACUGACAGCGGUGGCCGCAUCGCGCCUGCGCAGUGCUCUCUUCCCCCGCAGUCUCUGUGCGUUGAAGCCGGAGACCGCGGCGGCCUCUGUUAGGACCCUCCGCCCCAGAGCCGCCGGCCGGAGCCGCAGCCUCAGCCGCAGCGCCCCCGCCGCCUGUCCCCUCCCCCGCCGCCUCCGCCGGAGCCAUCUCGCGCACUCUGGGGUAUGGCCGUCAAUGUGUACUCCACGUCUGUGACCAGUGAGAAUCUGAGUCGCCAUGAUAUGCUCGCAUGGGUCAAUGACUCCCUGCACCUCAACUAUACCAAGAUAGAGCAGCUCUGCUCAGGGGCCGCUUACUGCCAGUUCAUGGACAUGCUCUUCCCUGGCUGUGUGCACUUGAGGAAGGUGAAGUUCCAGGCCAAGCUAGAGCAUGAAUAUAUUCACAACUUCAAGGUGCUGCAAGCAGCAUUCAAGAAGAUGGGUGUUGAUAAAAUCAUUCCUGUAGAGAAAUUAGUGAAAGGAAAAUUCCAAGAUAAUUUUGAGUUUAUUCAGUGGUUUAAGAAAUUCUUUGACGCAAACUAUGAUGGAAAGGAUUACAACCCUCUGCUGGCGCGGCAGGGCCAGGACGUAGCACCACCUCCUAAUCCAGGUGAUCAGAUCUUCAACAAAUCCAAGAAACUCAUUGGCACAGCAGUUCCACAGAGGACGUCCCCCACAGGCCCCAAAAACAUGCAGACCUCCGGCCGGCUGAGCAACGUGGCUCCACCCUGCAUCCUCCGGAAGAAUCCUCCAUCAGCCCGAAAUGGUGGCCACGAGACCGAUGCCCAGAUUCUUGAACUCAACCAGCAGCUAUUGGAUUUGAAGCUGACAGUGGAUGGGCUGGAGAAGGAGCGCGACUUCUACUUCAGCAAACUCCGGGACAUUGAGCUCAUCUGCCAGGAACACGAAAGCGAGAACAGCCCCGUCAUCUCGGGCAUCAUCGGCAUUCUCUACGCCACCGAGGAAGGAUUUGCACCCCCGGAGGAUGAUGAGAUCGAGGAACACCAACAGGAAGACCAGGACGAGUACUGAGGGCGGCUCCAGCCCUGGCUGACUGCACGGCUGCCGUGCCCCUCACCCCGCUCCCAUGCCCACAUUAUAAUCCUUCCCUGACAGCCAGCUGGCCGGGUGCUUUGUGUCAGUGCCGUGGCCCUGGGGAGCCUGGCGAGCAGGGCUUGGGGGUGGGGGGCAGGUGAGCAGGUAAGGGCCCCUCCUCCUGUGGCAGAGGCCCAGUUGGGCGGGAUCCCUGCCCACUCCCCACCCCUAUUUAUUUCCGUGGUCUCUGUGCUGUGUCGGCCAACACUUCCCAGGGGGCUGCUGCCACCCACCCCAGCCAGCCGCCUGCUCCCCUGACAGCCAGCAGCUGUAUAUUUGACAAAGUCAUUGGUAUAUUUUUACUUACUGGAUUUUCCUUGCACUUUACCUGUUCUUUUCCCAGGGCUGACAGCACGGGCUCUGGGGCAGCGUGUCUGGCUUGGCCUCCCUUCCCCGUUGCCAGGGCUGUGGCAGGACUCACCGAUUCUUAUUUAUUUUGUCUUUUGACUUCCCAGUAGUUGAGGGAAAGGCUGAUGUCAGGAGAGGGAUAGGGUGACUGAGGAGGGGGUGCCUUAGGCCCCGGUGGUCAGGGAGAGCGAGGGGAGCACGUGAGGGAUGAAAAUGACCUCCUGGCACCAGGCUUGCCCACCCUCGGCCCCCUGACCCCAGCACCGAAGCCCAGCACUGCCCCGAGGCCCCCAGCCACUCCCCCUGCAGCUUGGUUCAUACCACACAUUCUCGCCUGGGCCCUCCUGUACGUCUGCCUCCCCUCUGCCCGCCUCCCCAACCCCUGCCCCUCGGGCCACCCAGCCUGCAUACGUGUUCACUUUUAUUUAAAUAAACUUGUGUGGUAAAAGUCCA
This is a messenger RNA of Aethalodelphis obliquidens (Pacific white-sided dolphin), 2146 nucleotides long. It is a transcript of the gene MAPRE3, whose product is annotated as microtubule associated protein RP/EB family member 3. The transcript has 7 exons. The record is from RefSeq and is a predicted model, not a curated record. The coding region runs from base 437 to 1282 and encodes 281 amino acids. Lineage: Eukaryota; Metazoa; Chordata; Mammalia; Artiodactyla; Delphinidae. Gene Ontology annotation, molecular function: microtubule binding.